UAUACGAUAGAACAGAUUCGGAGGGGUUUAAAAAGGACAGCAGUGGAGCUGAGCUGACACCGAGGCUCAGGCUGAGAGACACCAUGAAGGCUUUCAUUCUUCUGGCUCUGUUCGCAGUGGCAUAUGCUGCUCCCCUCAAUGAUGAGGACGACAAGAUUGUUGGAGGUUAUGAGUGCAGGAAGAACUCUGUUCCCUACCAGGUUUCUCUGAACGCUGGCUACCACUUCUGUGGAGGCUCCCUGAUCUCCAGCACAUGGGUGGUGUCUGCUGCUCACUGCUACAAGUCCCGUAUCCAGGUUCGUCUUGGUGAGCACAACAUUGAAGUGAACGAGGGCACCGAGCAGUUCAUCAACUCUGCUAAGAUCAUCCGUCAUCCCAACUACAACAGCCGUAACCUGGACAAUGACAUCAUGCUGAUCAAGCUGAGCAACCCCGCCACCCUGAACAGCUACGUCCGCACCGUGUCCCUGCCCUCUGGCUGCGCUAACUCUGGAACCACGUGUCUGAUCUCUGGAUGGGGCAACAUGAGCAGCUCUGGAAGCAACUACCCUGACCGUCUGAGGUGUCUGGAUGCCCCCAUCCUCAGCGACACCAGCUGCAGGAACUCCUACCCUGGACAGAUCACCUCCAACAUGUUCUGUGCUGGAUUCCUGGAGGGAGGCAAGGACUCCUGCCAGGGUGACUCUGGUGGCCCCGUGGUCUGCAGCGGUCAGCUGCAGGGUGUGGUGUCCUGGGGCUACGGCUGUGCCCAGAGGAACAAGCCUGGAGUCUACGCCAAGGUCUGCAGAUACACCACCUGGAUUCGCAGCACCAUGUCCUCCAACUAAAUGACUAGUGGUGGGAUUCCUGUGUGCUGCAAGAGAAGACAAAAAAACAUCAUGUCAUGUGCACACUUCGACACUGUGUAAAAUGAAAAAUAAAGAUGGUUUACAAAACAUUCA
Cynoglossus semilaevis (tongue sole) is the source of this 941-nucleotide messenger RNA. RefSeq names its product serine protease 1 (gene prss1). Gene Ontology annotation, biological process: proteolysis. Gene Ontology annotation, molecular function: serine-type endopeptidase activity. The transcript has 5 exons. Bases 84 to 827 code for a protein of 247 amino acids. Lineage: Eukaryota; Metazoa; Chordata; Actinopteri; Pleuronectiformes; Cynoglossidae. The record is from RefSeq and is a predicted model, not a curated record.